UUAAAAGUGCGGUAGAAGGGGAAAGAAGGAAAAAUGCUGAAGCUGGAAACGUCGAAGAUGAGCUUAUCGUAUCCGGAGAUGGGACAUGGAAAAAGAGAGGUUUUUCCUCUUUAUUUGGAGUAGCUACUCUCAUAGGAAAAUACAGCAGAAAAGUCGCCGAUAUCGUUGUGAAGUCCAGUUUUUGUCGGAUGUGCAAUGUUUGGGCAAAGAAAAUGGACGAUGACGAAUUUGAAAGUUGGCGUGAAAGCCACGAAGAAGUGUGUGCCGCAAACCACUCCGGAAGCGCGGGUAAAAUAGAAAUAGAUGCUGUGGUUGAAAUGUUUCUAAGAUCUCUAAAAAGACAUGAUGUAAAAUAUACGACAUAUAUAGGUGAUGGCGAUACAAAAACAUUUAAUGGAAUAUUAAAAUAUGAACCAUACGGCAAAAACGUUGUCGUAAACAAAAAAGAAUGCGUUGGUCACGUUGAAAAACGCAUGGGUGCUCGGUUGCGGAAUGCGAAAAAAACAAAUAAGGGCAUUGGGGGAAAGGGCGCUGGAAAAUUAACAGAUAAAGUAAUCGGCGAAUUGACUAAAUACUAUGGAUUGGCAAUUCGACGAAAUUCCAAUUCUGUUGAUGAAAUGCGUAAAACAAUUUGGGCUACCUAUUAUCAGAAAAGUUCAACGAACGAAAAACCGCAACAUAGUUUCUGCCCGUCCGAUUUGCAUAGUUGGUGUAAAUAUCGCAAAUCUGAAGCUGAGGAAAGUGUAGAAAAUUUUACACGUAAUAAGCUAUCUUUGAGCGAUAAGGUUUUGAAAAUAUUAAAACCGAUUUACGAAGACCUAACAUCAACAAAUUUAUUAGAAAGAUGCAUAGGAGCAGAGACUCAGAAUAACAACGAGUCGCUCAAUUCCCUUAUUUGGACGUUUGCUCCAAAACAUAUCCAUUGUGGUGCACGGACAGUACAGAUUGCAACGUUCCUAGCAACGUGUAUUUUUAAUGAAGGACUUUCAUCGGUACUACAAAUUAUGCACGUUAUGGGGUUGUCUAUUGCUCCUCAAACUGAUAUGUUUUGCGUUCGGCGCGAUUCACACCGAAUUCAACGUUCCGAGAGAUGGUCGACAGAAGCGGCAAAACGAGCCAGGAUCGAUAUUCGCGAAAAUAAAGUGGCCCAACAGGAAUUUCAUGAAACAGAGGAAGGUGUACUGUAUGGGCCAGGUAUAGCCGAUUAGUGGUAAGUGUAACAGUCUGCAUGUAAACUGCUUUUAAAUUUCAAACGCGUUUUUCUCGAAACGACAUUUUUCAGGCUGGUCACCAUGAUUUCUCAAAAAUGAUUUGACCAAUAGGGUUCAGCUUAUACAUACAUGUUUAGUAGAUGCGUGGAUGUUGUCCCUACCACAGGUAUACGUAAAUAUUAGUUUGUUUAAACUUUACAGCAUAGAAAGUCACGAAAAAAUGUGCCAAAAUAACACAUUCAAUAUUAAAAUUUGCACCACUUUGAAAGCUGUUAAUAUCUAUUCAAACCUGAGGUACGGGCGAUAGCCAUAUUCAUAUAUUUUAACAAUCCUUUCGAUUUUGUAACUACGGACCAACUGGAGGGCAGUAAACAUGGUGACUAGUUGGAUAGCUUUUCUCGAGGGGUUAACAUUAUAGAAGAUCUCAGCCGUCUAACUGUACAUAACUUCACUUCGAAAAAAUUAUUUUUUAUAUACCUAAACAUAGAUAAAUAAACGAGAAAUGUUUCAGGACUGAAAUGUGUUAAUCAGUUAUUGAAAAAAAUUCUUGACUAACCGCUAAAAAUAGUCGCGUCAUACUGGAAUACCCCCUUAAAAAAAUAUUUUAAAAUAGGUCAAAUCAUUCGAACGAAGCAAAAGCAAAUUUAGCUAAAUCUGUUAAGUAAUUUCUG
Messenger RNA from Megachile rotundata (alfalfa leafcutting bee), 1882 nucleotides. RefSeq lists its product as uncharacterized. NCBI's taxonomy places the organism in Eukaryota, Metazoa, Arthropoda, Insecta, Hymenoptera, Megachilidae. The record is from RefSeq and is a predicted model, not a curated record.